Molecule: messenger RNA, 4632 nt
Organism: Symbiodinium necroappetens
Lineage: Eukaryota; Dinophyceae; Suessiales; Symbiodiniaceae
Source: the annotation of a GenBank genome assembly
AUGGAAGGCAUGAAUCCGAAUGCGCACGAUCUUCCAGAUCAUCAGGUUAUGAGCACCCAAGGUUACGGGACGCUGCCGAACUCUGCAUUGGUCAAUGGGAUAACGCCUCUUCAGCAGCUUGAUUUGGAUGGAGAGAUUAGGCAACCGCAACAGUCUGCUACGAUGGAAAACCCUGCUUUGGUGGCGGGGCAAGCCCAAGCUGGCAAUGUCGCGGGAGGAGUGAAGGCUUCGACGCCGCCACCUCCACCAUCUGGUCAGGCGAUGGGAUAUGGGUCAACUGGAGCUUCGGUGGCUUCAAUGAGCCAUGAUUCCCAGGCUGGAGGGCGAGGUGACACAAGCGAGCGCCUUGGCGGCGCCCGCUGUGCCACUUCCCGUAAUGAGGUGCAACCGCAGUUUGGAGCACAGCCGAACCUGGAAGGAGGGAGUUCAGUGGAUGCUACGGAGGUUUGCGGACAUAGGUUUGCCCAGCUCGAAGAGCAAGCGCCUCAGCUGUACACCCAUGUAGCCGGACAGGCCAAGGCGAAGGCAGAUACUCCGUGUCGCAAUUUCCUUACGGAUGCAGGAUGCUCCAGAGGUUCUAAAGGUGAGGCUAAGGGAGGGGGUAAAGGAGGCAAAGGAGGUCAUCAGGAUAAUCCAAAGGCGAAGGCUUCAUCCGAAAAGCCAGGUGAGAGCGUCGAAGGUGCAAAAUCCUCAGCACCAGCUCCGAAAGCUGGUGGGGCCUCGCAGGCCUCAGCUGUUUCAUCCUCCACUGCAGCCCCGACCGACUCCUCCAAGCUCAAAGCCAUGAUUGCUGAGGCUCAUCAAAUGUUGCAAGACCUCAAAGCAACCUCUAGUGGACAAGAGAGUAGGAGUAGUGUCGAGCUGCCAAAGAUGGCGAUGAUGUGGUCUGAUCUUCCGGACAUUCCUCAGUUGCCUCAAUUGAACUUUGUGCCAGAAAAGGACGCUUUGCUAGACUCGGGCGCAUCCCAUGCGCUCAGAAAGCCAAAGGAUCAAGAGGAAGCUGCCAAUGCCGAACGUAUCGAAGUGAUUCUUGCAGGAGAUGAAAGAAGGAGUCUUCGGCAGAACGCCGGAGGAACGAUACUCAGCGAUGCGCCAAGCGCGCAAACAAUCCUUCCGCUAGGAGCUCUCGUAAGGGAGCUCGGGUGCUCCGUAAAAUGGUCCCGCAAAGGUCUCACUCUGAGACAUCCGGCGUACGGCGUGCUUCGCACGCAGAUCCGAGGGGGAUGUCCUCAGCUAGCUGAAACGGAGGCAUUAAGACUCAUCAGUGACCUAGAACAGAAACGAUUGGAGCGUUUUGAAGGUCAGCUGUGUGAAUUGCAGGCUAAGAUUGAAGCGGUCGAGGGUUCAUCCUGGGAGGAACCAGUGUGCAAAUACCUCACUCAAGGGGAUCGCAAGGAGUUGAUGGUUGCAGUGAGCCGUCUUGAAAUUCCAGAUGAUUCCGUGACUCAGGCCAUGUACUCAAGAGUGAGAGAUUUGAGCAAGGGUAAAGAGUGGGAGUACCUAAAGGAGCUUGGGUUUUCCCGGGCGAAGCGGCGGCGCUUGAUGAAAUCCAACAGGUGGAUGGUCCACCCUGAUGACAAAGGAGAAGCCUUUACUGCCUUAGGGGAGUUAGGGGAAUCCUUCAAGGUCCAAGCCAGAACCUUCAAUGAAUAUCAGACGCAUGCUGCCUCAGGUUUGCUGUUGUGGGCUGCCUCUCAAGGCAAACUAGGAUGUGUCACGAUGCAUGUUGAUUCACAGGAGGACAUGGCGCUUUGUGUGUUGCUAUGGAUCCUAAAUUCCUUUGCCACUGGUGCAAGUAUGCCCAUGUCUCUCAUGACAUCGCCAGAGCUAGGAAGCCAGUGGCAAUCGAUGAUUGCGGGCCUUGCACUCCGCGUCAUUACUCUUGAUGGAAGGAUAGCUGUGUCGACCAUUCCUCUGCCUGAGCUGGAGUUCACGCAAUCCAGGGCUGGGUUUGCCAGGGAGGUCCUUAGGUCCAUCAGGCGGGUGUACGGAAAAUCAGACCCGGGGCCGAGCACUGCGCAGUGGACCGAGCAGCUUGAUCGUGAAUUAGCCCACAACAUGACUUUUCAUCCUGAGAUCAACGUGGCGGACGACGGUGUGCUGAGCUGUUCGGAUCACUGUGCUUCGUCUGUUAGUACCCGUAAGGCAAAGUACCCUAAACGACGCCGCAUUGCAACAUCCCAACAGGUGAUGAAUGGUGAGUCCAGGUCAGGUGGCACAACUGGGACCCCAGUUCUUGCAGCAGUUGACGCCGCCAAACUGGAAGAGUGGAGGCUGCACUUGGCAGCAGGGCAUCAGCCGUACAGGAAGGACUGUGCCACGUGUGUGGCAUCCGCAGCGAUAGGUCACGCGCAUCGGCGCGUUGCUCACAAGACGCCAUGCUCCCUCAGUCUAGACAUUGCCGGGCCUUUCAAGAAAGGAGGGAAGUCGGUAGAUGGUGGCCUCACGUAUUUCGAAAGGGAUGUAAAGUAUGUUCUAGUGGCAUCCUACCGGGCACCCUUGACGUUCUUUAGACCUUCUGAAAAACCCACGUCUGAAGACACUAAGCUUCCAGAUGAGGAAUUUGAGAGUUUAGGGGUAGAGGAUCAAGCUGUGUUCGAGGAAGAGGCAGAGGAGCCACGUCUCGAUGGUGAGGAAGAAAAGGAUGAGGAGGGGUUCCUCUUGUCGGAUGAAGAACCUGUCAAAGCCGAGAUGCGCAAAAUAGUGGGUCCCUUUGAUGAGGUGGUAGCGCGAGCUCCGAGGUAUAUGCCUCCUCGAAGGAGGUUUGCGCGCCUUGAUUCUCAGGAAUCCCAGAGAUGGUACGAUCCAGAUGCGGCGACGGCGUUGCAGUUUCCGUUAGGUUAUCCCCCGCCACUCCAGGACAGAUGGGAGGACUUGGUAAUCCCUUCUUUUGAUGAGGAUUGUUUGGUCGAGCAUUUCAUACCCAUAGCCUUGUAUAUGAACAGAAACCAGGAUUGGGAUGAAGAUUCGGAUGUGGUGUUUGUUGACCAGGAUGGAGAACUGGAGCCGACUGUCGUGGCUAGAGUUCUAAGGUAUGAGGGCCAUGUGAGUCCGGCACGAAAUGAGUUCUGGUACUUCCGGGUUUAUAAUUUACUUGAGGACAAGGAAGAGACGUACUUCAUUCUUGAAGAGUUUAGUACCAGGGCAGAUACCGCGAACUUUCCACCACGACCGCCAAACUUGGUGCCACCUCCAAGCCCGUUUGAUGGAUAUGAGGCACCACCUCGUUUGGCAAUGAUGCAAGAGGACGUCGACUAUGGGGAGUACGUACUUUCAGAGUGUGAGGAACAUGGACAUUCCAACGCGAGCAAACCUCAAGAUCAGGAAUCGAUGGCCUCAUGGUUGGAAGCCGAUCUUGAAAACCUAGCCUCAGUCUCGGAAGAGGUGCUGUCGAAAGAAGCGUUGAAGGCCAAGGUUGAAGAAUUGAGUAAGCCUGUCCCGCAGGGCUCAGUGAUUUUAGCCAAAGCCCUCGUGUCACGCAAAGGAUCCGAGGUUUUGAUGGCACUUCAAGAGAUUGUUGUUCAGUUGGAGCAAUAUGGUUUGUUUGUGUCCAAGGUGCACACAGACAGAGCGCGAGAGUUCCUCUCGUACAAGCGGGUGCGUUCUUGGCUUGCCUCAAAAGGAAUAGCCAGGUCUUUCACUUCCGGCAUUGAACCAGCUGCAAAUGGCUCGGGAGAAAGUGCGGUUAAGUGGGUGAAGCGCCGAGUACGGCAGCUCCUCAUAAGUAGUAAGGCUCCUGCCAGCCAGUGGCCUGCUGCAAUGCAAUGGGCGGUCACCAAGCAAAUCCGCGAGAAACUCCCUGUAGGCACGGUGUCUGAAGGCCACGUCAUCAUAAAGUCUACGGGUGAGUAUACUACGUGCAAAGGGAUCAAGCUUGGUGUGGAGCGCCUUGAAGAACAUGUUCCUCUACCUGUAGUUGAGGGAACGAUUGACAUGCCUGCAAAACGGCUUCGAGAAAAAACGCGGUUGGCAUCGCUGGAAACCGAAAGGGCAGUGCAAGAAUCGGAAGUCUUGGCCGGGGAGCUGCAUAGGCUACAGGAUUUCAGUCGUGAAAAGUGUCAACUGCUUUUACGAGCUAGCGGCAUUGAGAAAUCGAACAAGCCGGGCGUGAGAGGAGCGCCCGAAAGCAUGAUCCUAGGAGGCUACGUGCAGGGUGGCUUCAAGGGUGCUACUAAGGAGACGUUGAGGAGACCGAACUUGACCAAGUUCUUGAAUGAGAGGGGUGAAGGUACGGCUGAGAAGGUCCAGGACUUCGAAAGUUGGGUAUCUUGGAAGGAGAAAGUUUCCGUCAACAAUGGCCUGAGCACCUCAGAGUCAAUGAACCCUGAAGGUGUGAAGCAGGUCAAGGAGAGCGAGGAGGGGACUUUCCUUCAUCAUCUCAGCAACGUGCUGAGGGUUCAGGUCGUCAACAGCCGUGGGCAAGUGCAAGGGGAUCUAGAGCCAGUGAGUGUUGAGGAGAUACUUCAGAGUCUAGUCGCUGCAGCUCAGAAGGAACUGAACAGCCUACAAUCCCUCGGAGCCAUCAUUCGUCACACUGGACGAGACGCACAGAGGUGUGGGAAGUACAGAGGGCCGUCUACGGCUACCGAGAAGCUCCACGAUAUUGGAGCGAGCACCGCAAUGCCACCUUGA